This is a messenger RNA of Aspergillus fischeri NRRL 181, 561 nucleotides long. RefSeq lists its product as uncharacterized. The transcript has a single exon. Lineage: Eukaryota; Fungi; Ascomycota; Eurotiomycetes; Eurotiales; Aspergillaceae. The record is from RefSeq and is a predicted model, not a curated record. The coding region runs from base 1 to 561 and encodes 186 amino acids.
AUGAUGCAUCUUUCUACAGAGAACAUUCUUCUCAAACUACGAUGUACAGGCUUGGAAAAUGCUCUACGAAAUGAGCAGAAGAAGCGACAGCGUGGGAAGCCUUUACAGCUUCAGCUUCAAGCACCAGAAGAUGGUAAUGCCAUCUUUUACAGCCUUAAGAAGGUUCAACAAGCGCAGGAUCUUCAAGCAGAGAAGGAGGAAGCUGCACGCAUUGCUAAGGCCGCCAAAGAGGAAGAUAAGAUACAUCAGCAGCAGGAGAAAGAAGAGAAAAUACGCUUGAUUAAAGAACAAAAGAGAAUAAGGGCUUAUAAUAAGAGUCUACGAAUGCAGGAAGCGGAGGAAAAGAGACGCCAGAAAGAGGAGGAGAAAGCUACAAAACAAGCUUCUCUACAGCUUCAAAAUAAUGUCAAACAGGCUAAUAAAGGUAAGAAAAAGUGUACCGAGUCUACUACGGAAAAGAAAAAGAAUAAUACCUAUAGGAAAAGUGAGGAAGAAGUGGAAGAGGCACCUGUUACUGUAAAUAGUCGAGGAAGGCAAAUACGGCUUCCGCAGCGAUUCUGA